Torulaspora globosa is the source of this 1380-nucleotide messenger RNA. It is a transcript of the gene REC114, whose product is annotated as Rec114p. Gene Ontology annotation, biological process: reciprocal meiotic recombination. Bases 1 to 1380 code for a protein of 459 amino acids. Lineage: Eukaryota; Fungi; Ascomycota; Saccharomycetes; Saccharomycetales; Saccharomycetaceae. The record is from RefSeq and is a predicted model, not a curated record. The transcript has a single exon.
AUGCAAGUUUGUUUCGCUGCCCCAGUUAAGUUCUACUCGACGUAUUCAGAGCUCAUCCCGGCACCGAGAGGGUUCGAUACCAUAUUCAAUCCACUCCAGUCUGAUAAAUGGCAGCACUUCCCUGAGAACUUCCCUAGCAACCUCACACUCAGCUUAGGCAAGGAUAAGACAUGUCAUGUGGUUGUGGCGUGGAACGGAAGAACUAUGGAAACGAUUAAGGUAAAUCUGCUAGACAGUGCCCGAACAAUCCAGUUCACAGCACGUUGUCCCGCCAUCUCAUGUAAGUAUAUUGUUCUGACAGAGUCCGGAAUGUUUAUGAGGCGAUUUCAGGUUUCUCUCAAUAGUGAGGACGACUUUGAAAGACUACAAGUUAUCCUUGCCGGACUUCGUGUUGCUGUGAAGCCUGCUAGGCCGCGCAUGUCUACAGCGGAUCAGAGCAAAUUGAACUGUAAGUAUUUGGGACAACCGAACGUUUCUGCAAAUCCCUUAUCGACAAUCGAGUCCAAUACCUUGGCGGCUAAUCUUAGCGCUCAGAACGCAUUUUCCGAUAACUCGUUGGUGGAGAGUCAAUAUGCGACGGGGUCGGUAGAACAAGGAUUCCAAUACCCGCUGUGCUCACAAAUCUCGUCGGAAAUCCCGUGGCAGGCGCAGUCUGGUUCGUACUUUGCAACCGCACUAAACCAUUCAGAUACUCAAAAUGAAGCCCAAAUGGUCCUUCCCAAUCAAUGCUUCCCUUUUUCCAAUGACACGACUAGUCUGACCGGUCCGGCUCCGCCAAUACCAUCGAAACCUGAGGUUCCGAGCGAUUGUGGGAUGCAAAGUACUGUACAAAGCAUAUCAGUGGCUCUCAACAAAGAAACGAAAGCCAAUCUCGAAUUUACAACUGAAGGGAGCUGUUCGAUUUCUAAGUCGACUGAGGGGAAAGAUGUGACCUGCAUAGCACCAGCAGAACUCUUUACCGAGAAAAAAUCAUGUUUAAGCAAAGAUAACAUAGAGCUGCCCCAAUUACGUCGUGAUUUGAUUUCCAAGCCGCACGAAACAAGAAGUGAAGGGAAUCGCUCGCAAGAAAUCGCUAGCGAGCACUUGGCAAUCACAACCCCAUCUGAAAAAAAUGUUUUGGACAACGAACGAAACAUUCGGUCCGAGGAAGGCGCUAGUAAAAAAGGAUUAAAACCCUUAGGCGUAAACAAAAGUAAUGACACGAAAAACGAAGAAAAAGCAUCUAGGCAAUCGCCGAUAGUCCAGCCAGCGGCUACCUUUCAAAAGAUUAGGAUAUCCAAACGAGCUAUCAAGGAGAAACUGAAAGAUGAGUAUUUCAUGAAGUGGGUAUCAAAAGUCGAAGAGGCUUUGUCUGCGAUGACGGAUGUGCAAUCACCUUAG